AUGUCGACCGAGAUGGACGUAGACACGGCUCCUGCAGCCGAGUUCAAGAACGGCACCCCCUCCCCAACCGGCACCAAAAAGUCCUCCUCUGCCAACGCAGGCACCGAGGCGCGCACGGCUCAGAACGCCGUCGCGGUCCGCAGUAUCGAAGGCUGGAUCGUGAUCGCCACGAACAUCCAUGAGGAAGCCACUGAGGAGGACAUCCACGAUCUCUUCGCCGAGUAUGGAGACAUUAAGAACUUGCAUUUGAAUCUGGACCGGAGGACUGGGUAUGUCAAGGGCUACGUUCUAAUCGAAUACCCUACCCAAGUCGAGGCGCAGGCCGCCAUCAAGGCCCUGGACGGCGCAAAACUGCUCGACCAGACUAUCUCAGUCGACUACGCCUUCGUCCGUCCGCCACCCAAGGAUAAAGGCAGCCGUGCCAGUGGCGUCGCAACAAAGGGCCGUGGUGCCGGCGGCGGCAGAGGUGGAAGGAGUCGAAGCCGAAGCAAGUCCAGGAGCAAGAGCAGGAGCCGGAGUCGCGACAGGGACAGGCGGAGGGAUCGCGAUGAGGACAAGAUGGACAGGGACUGA
Molecule: messenger RNA, 573 nt
Organism: Cladophialophora psammophila CBS 110553
Lineage: Eukaryota; Fungi; Ascomycota; Eurotiomycetes; Chaetothyriales; Herpotrichiellaceae
Exons: 2
Coding region: 1-573 (190 amino acids)
Biological process (GO): RNA splicing
Cellular component (GO): nucleus; exon-exon junction complex; cytoplasm
Molecular function (GO): mRNA binding
Source: RefSeq, a predicted model, not a curated record